Molecule: messenger RNA, 534 nt
Organism: Caenorhabditis sp. 36 PRJEB53466
Lineage: Eukaryota; Metazoa; Nematoda; Chromadorea; Rhabditida; Rhabditidae
Source: the annotation of a GenBank genome assembly
AUGUGGGCGCGCGCGGAGGCUCCCAUUACUACGACGUGUGCGAAAGUCAGCGAAUUUGUGAGUAGAUUUUUCGCAAAUACUGGAAAAUUGCUUUUUGAACGAAAAGGAAAACGUUCAGGGAGUGUUGUACGUCGAAAACGGCGACGACGGAAUGAGCUCGCUGGCGAAUCAGGUGGAAUUCUUGCACAAACAAUACUCUCUGGGCAAUUCGCACCGGUUUACGAGUGUUCUGGACUGCGGACUCAUCAACAAUCACGACUACUGCAUGGUCCUUCAAAACAGACCCGGACCCACUCUUAAAGUAUAAAUUCUCUCUGAAAAUGUGUAAAAUCCGUGAAACGCGAUAUUUCAGGCUCUUCUGGAAGCGGCGCCGUCGGCCCAAUUGGCCCCUACGUCCGCCGCGUUCAUCGCCAUCGAUCUGAUCAGCACCGCCGAACUUUUGGCAUCUACCGGCUACGUUUUACGCAAUUUCGACGCGAAACAGUGGAAAUUCGACGUCAAAUCCAGAAUGUUUAUAAGAUCCCGUUUUUUUAG